Cheilinus undulatus (humphead wrasse) is the source of this 682-nucleotide messenger RNA. Its product is annotated as cornifelin homolog B-like. The transcript is spliced from 4 exons. Bases 54 to 440 code for a protein of 128 amino acids. NCBI's taxonomy places the organism in Eukaryota, Metazoa, Chordata, Actinopteri, Labriformes, Labridae. The record is from RefSeq and is a predicted model, not a curated record.
CGUCCUCGUCCAAUCAGAGCAGGUCCUCAGUCUCCGUGUGUGACAGACAAAGGAUGAGCUGGCCCGUGGUCACUCAGCCUCAGCCAGGUCUGGGUUUUUCCUCCGGGGAUUCCGAGUGGAGCUCUGGGAUUUGUGACUGCUGCGAGGACAUCCCUGAAUGCUGUUUUGCCUGCUGGUGUUGCCCGUGCUUCGCCUGUAUCACCACUAAAGCCUAUGGUCAGUGUCUCUGUCUCCCCCUGCUGGAGAUCUGUGGCGGCUGCAUCAACCCCAUCACCAUGUCGAUGAGGGUUUCUGUACGCCACCGCUACGGCAUUAAGGGCAGCCUUUGCAGAGACUGUGUGUGUGCUACCUUCUGUCCGCCAUGCGUCUGGUGUCAGAUCUCCAGAGAGAUGAGGAGCCGGAAACUUCCCACCGUGCUCAGUGACAUCAUCCGCCGCUGAUUACAUCAUCACUUCCUGUCCGUCCUUAUUAAUCAGAGUUUAAAUGUUUACAUGUUUAACCUGUGUGUUACAAACUGUGAUUUCUUUUCUUCACAUUCUGAUGUUUUCAUCAAACAUUUAUGAGACGUUCAAUUUCAAAGACAAAAAAGAAAGAUGACCCACCAACCAGGCAACAAACAACCAAUAAAUAACAACAACAAACCAACCAGCAAGAAAAACAACCAAUAAAAAAAUGACCAACC